AUGCAGGCUGCCACACGACCCUUGCGCCAUGUGCGUGCCACUGGCGUUCUGAUGAAUUUUUUCCCUCUAGGAAAGUGCAGUGGCCCAGUGAACGCCCAUGUGCUGCUGCCGCGGAACAAUCUGGAUGGUAAGACGACGCACCACAUAAAUAAGAUACAGGGACAAACGAAGGACCCACAGCUUGUGCUCUCGCGGGAUGAGUUGAAGCUGCGGUGCGAAUACUGUCGCUUUGAGUGGCUCCAUGACACCCUCUGUGUCCGCUGCCCCGCUCAGCCAACGCACAACAAGCGUGAGAUGUGGCUGCAGCCGACGUGGAUGUGGGGCAGACAGCAGCCGUAUCAGUACUAUAAAUACAUGCCGGCGGUACGCAAUCCCAGGACGGGCAUGCCGCUGGCUCGCGAGGAUGCAAGUGGCAUGAACAACGAGAGGCGUGGGCAGGGGCUCACCACGAAAACGCGCCUGCUAGAGAAGGAGCGACGCGGUAUCUCUAGGGCGGUGAGCAACAUUGGGAGGUACAACACCCGCUGGCAGACGCGAUUUCCCUUUCCAGUGUAG
This is a messenger RNA of Trypanosoma conorhini, 555 nucleotides long. RefSeq lists its product as uncharacterized. NCBI's taxonomy places the organism in Eukaryota, Euglenozoa, Kinetoplastea, Trypanosomatida, Trypanosomatidae. The record is from RefSeq and is a predicted model, not a curated record. The coding region runs from base 1 to 555 and encodes 184 amino acids. The transcript has a single exon.